AUGAAGGCCGCCGCGCGGCUCAUGGAGAAGAUCGUGCCAGGCGCGUCCGCCAUGAAGGCCAAGUCCAGCAGCAAGAAGGACCAGUACCUGCUCAAGCGCCGGGACGCACCCGAGGCCUCCUCCUCCACCGCCCACCGCCAGCCGCAGCUCCUGGACGCGCUGCCGCCCGUGCUUGCGCCCGCGCUGGAUGACGGCCCACCUAGAUUCCCGGCCAGCGGCGACCCACCCACGCCGCCGCUGCCUGGGAUCUCCAUCGUGGAUGAGGACUUCAUGCUGCUGCAGAGGCGCACCCCGCUCGUCGAGGUCCCUUCUCCCGCCGCCCACCAGGCCCAGCCGACCGAGGGGCCCGCCGGAGUCGCAAGCGCGAGCGGGAGGAAGGUGCCGAUGUCGAUGCUAGCCCUGACGCCGUAG
Messenger RNA from Miscanthus lutarioriparius, 411 nucleotides. NCBI's taxonomy places the organism in Eukaryota, Viridiplantae, Streptophyta, Magnoliopsida, Poales, Poaceae. The record is from the annotation of a GenBank genome assembly.